AUGCAGUACCGGACCAUCCAGCCCAUCCUGUCCGCCCUCUAUAUGGCCGCCCCCUCCGUCGCCAGCUACGCCUUCUACGUCGGCAAGCAGCUCACCGCCGACGGCGCCGUGCUCGUCGGCGGCACCGGCGAGGAAGUCUCCUCGCACUGGCUACAACUGUUCCCGGCCCUCGCGCACCUGCCCAACGCCACCGUCACCGUCGGCGCCACCCCCGCCGCCGCCAUCCCCGGCCAGCGCCUCGCCAUCCCCCAGGUCGCCCGCACCCACCGCUACCUCAGCAUGGAGUACUCCGACUUCGAGGGCUUCCCCGCGCCGCUGACCAACGGCGGCCUCAACGAGCGCGGCGUCGCCGUCCGCGACGUCUGGGCCCCGAACCGCGAGGAGCUCCUCGCCAUGACGCCCGUCCCGCAGCGCGGCCUGCACUACGCGGACCUCGCCCGGCUGGUCCUGGAGCGCGCGGACUCGGCACGCCACGGCGUGGAGAUUGUCGGUCAUCUUAUACGCAAGUACGGCUACGCGACGUAUGACGCGGGUAACACGCACCUGAUCGCGGACAGCGACGAGGGCUGGGUUGUGUGGGAGUUUGCCGGCGGCCGCGGGCUCUGCGCGGCCGAGCGUCUGAAGGAGGACGAGGUGCGCGUGCUGUACCCUGGGUAUAUCGAGGACUUCCCCGUCGACUUCGCCUCCAGCGCGGACCACAUGGGCUCGGAGAACCUGGUCUCCUUCGCGGUCGAGCAGGGCUGGUGGGAGCCCUCCUCGGGCGCGCCGUUCAACCUCUUCCAGGUCUACGGCGACGCGCAGGACGGCAACAAGACAGCGCGCGACGGCGGCUUCAAGUACAUGACACCGGCGGACCUCGAAGCCGCGACGGUUGCGAUGGCGCCCCUGACGGAGACGAAGCUGAUGGAGCGCGUGCGCGACCCGCGCAUCGCCGACGACGAGGCCGGGUAUGGCCAGGUGGUGCGGCUGCACGCCGACGCCGCCGGCGCGGCGCCGGCCCUGCUGCGCAUGUGGAACGCGCCGACCGGCUCGCUCGCCGCGCCGUUCCUGCCCUGGUGGCUCGGCGUCGAGUCCGUCCCGCCGGAGCUCGCCGCCCACCGGUACCUGACCGCCGGCGCGUCCGCGAGCUUCCUGAACCCGGACUUUCAGCUGCAGGAGGCGUCGGCGUUUGCGGGCCGGCUGUUCAAGCGCGUGCUGUACUACAUGUGCUCCGCGCCGGCGAGGUUUUUGCCGCUGGUGACGGAGAUGCUGACGGCGUUUGAGGAGCGGUCGGUGCGAGACGUGGAGUGGGUGGAAAAAGCCGCUCGGGCGUUGAUUGCUGGUGGUGAUGAGGAUGCCGCGGGGAGUUUGCUGACGUAUUAUGCGCAUGAGCGCGCGGACAAGGCGAUGCAUUUGGGGCGCACAAUGGUGGACGCGCUGGACGCGUACGUCAAGCUGUCAGGCGGGUGGAGGAGCCCGAAGGGCAGCGAGAUUAAUGACCCCGGGGAGGGUGCAGAAACGGUGAACUGCUUGGUCGGCGCGGAUCCGGAUCAGCCGCGGCCGCCGAGACGCCGACUGCAAAAGCAGACUCUCUGA
This is a messenger RNA of Cordyceps fumosorosea ARSEF 2679, 1575 nucleotides long. RefSeq names its product dipeptidase domain containing protein. NCBI's taxonomy places the organism in Eukaryota, Fungi, Ascomycota, Sordariomycetes, Hypocreales, Cordycipitaceae. Gene Ontology annotation, biological process: proteolysis. The record is from RefSeq and is a predicted model, not a curated record. The transcript has a single exon. Bases 1 to 1575 code for a protein of 524 amino acids. Gene Ontology annotation, molecular function: cysteine-type exopeptidase activity; dipeptidase activity.